This is a messenger RNA of Parnassius apollo (apollo), 432 nucleotides long. The record is from the annotation of a GenBank genome assembly. NCBI's taxonomy places the organism in Eukaryota, Metazoa, Arthropoda, Insecta, Lepidoptera, Papilionidae.
AUGUCUGAAAGACCAAGUAGAGACAGAGAUAAAGGGAGGAAAUGGGAAUCCGGAGCAUUAAAAAGAAAAAGAAAGGUUGAAGCUGUUAUAUCCAACCAAACUCUAAGUUCCAGCAUGUUGAAAUUUCUCAAGAAACCGUCUUCGAGUGUCACUGCUUCAGAGUCAUCUGAUGAAACUUUAGUUUCUGAGCCAGUAUCAGAGUCAAAUGAAUCUUUUUUUGGAAGUUCUGAUACAGUUUUACCUGCAACAUCGAGCGAACCUACUACGAUCCAAAUGUCGGAACCCAAUAUAGAGUUACAAAGUAAAACGUUGUGUGACUCAGAAAAUCAAGUGGAAGGAGUUCAUUUAAGAAAGUCAUUUAUAGACUUAGAUCCAGGAAAAUGGGUAUUUCCAGUAUUAUGGCCAGGAAUAUGGGGAUUCGCGGCGUCAUGA